ACUUAUGGAAUAGAAUUAUCUCACACGUGAAGACAAGCUAUGAUAAAUAAAGAAAAAAACUAUAUAAAGUAUGCAAUUACGUGAGGUGCAAUAAAUAAGCAUAAACUAUACUACCAAAGGAAAACAUAGCAAUGGCCUUUGAAUUCAAGCACCUUCACUUUGUCUUAGUUCCACUAUUUGCUCAAGGCCACAUGAUCCCAAUGAUAGACAUGGCAAAAAUGUUAGCAGAGCAAAGUGUGAUGGUUACUUUAGUCACAACUCCUCAAAACACUUCAAGAUUUCACAACACAUUUUGUAGAGCAACAAAAUCAGGACUUUCAAUUAACCUUCUUCAAAUCCCAUUUCCAUCUCAACAAUUUCAUCUUCCAUUAGGCUGUGAGAAUCUUGAUACUUUACCAUCAAGAAACCAUCUAAGAAACUUCUACAAUGCACUUGACAUGCUUCAAGAUCCCUUAGAAAACUACAUAAAAAACCAUCCUUUUCCACCAAGUUGUAUUAUAUCAGACAAAUGCAUCUCUUGGACAACCUUAAUAGCACAAAAGUUCAAUAUUCCAAGACUUGUUUUCCAUGGGAUGUCUUGUUUCUCAUUACUUAGUUCCUAUAAUAUCAAACUACACGGUGCUCAUCGUGCUGUUAACUCUGACACAGACCCUUUUGUCAUUCCUGGAGUAAUGCCUCAAAGAAUUGAGAUAACAAGAGCACAACUUCCAGGAACAUUUGUUUCUCUUCCUGAUCUUGAUGACUAUAGAGACAAAAUGAAUGAAGCUGAAAUGUGUUCUCAUGGUAUUGUUGUAAAUAGCUUUGAGGAAUUGGAACAAGGGUGUGCUAUGGAGUAUGAGAAAGUGAUGAACAAGAGAGUUUGGUGCAUAGGUCCAUUAUGUUUAAGCAAUAAAGAGAGUUUGGAUAAGUUUGAGAGAGGAAACAAAUCUUCUAUUGAAGAGAAACAAUGUUUGGAAUGGCUUAACUUUAGGGAAACAAGGUCAGUUAUUUAUGUUUGCCUUGGUAGUUUAUGUAGGCUUGUUUCAUCACAAUUAAUUGAAAUUGGGUUGGGAUUAGAAGCAUCAAAUAGACCAUUUAUUUGGGUAGUUAAAACUAAUGGUGAAAAUUAUUUAGAGCUUGAAAAGUGGUUACAAGAUGAAAAUUUUGAGGGGAGGAUUAAAGGGAGAGGACUUUUGAUUAAAGGGUGGGCCCCACAAAUUUUAAUACUUUCUCAUCCUUCAAUUGGAGGAUUCUUGACACAUUGUGGAUGGAAUUCAACAAUUGAAAGUGUGUGCUUUGGAGUGCCAAUGAUAACUUGGCCUUUAUUUGCUGAACAAUUCUUAAAUGAAAAAUUAAUUGUGGAAGUUUUAAAGAUUGGAGUUAGAAUUGGUGUUGAGGUUCCAAUAAGGUUUGGUGAUGAAAAGAAAGUUGGGGUGUUGGUGAAGAAAAGUAGAGUUGUGGAAGCUAUAGAGAUGUGUAUGGAAGGAGGUGAAGAGGGAGAGAUGAGGAGGAAUAGAGUUAAAGAACAUGGAAAAAUGGCUACAAAGGCUUUAGAGGUGGAUCAAGGUUCUUCUCACUUCAACAUUUCAUGCUUAAUUCAAGAUAUUAUGGACUACCAAUCUACUAACAAUUAGAGUUAUCAAUGAUCAACUUUGCUGUUUUUAUUUAUUUAUUUCUUAAUGAGAAGAAUUUAGGACUUUGUUGGGGAAGUAAAUAAAUUUUGCUAUAGGAUGUGAAUCUCUUUUUCUGUACUACAUUUCCAUACAAUUGCUAUUGAUACCAAGAAAAAUUAAUUAAUCAAGUCAGGCGAAGAAACGGCCCAAAUCUCAUUCAAAAGGUA
This is a messenger RNA of Cicer arietinum (chickpea), 1819 nucleotides long. RefSeq names its product UDP-glycosyltransferase 73D1 (gene UGT73AB1). The record is from RefSeq and is a predicted model, not a curated record. Gene Ontology annotation, molecular function: UDP-glucosyltransferase activity. Lineage: Eukaryota; Viridiplantae; Streptophyta; Magnoliopsida; Fabales; Fabaceae.